Parathielavia appendiculata is the source of this 1557-nucleotide messenger RNA. RefSeq names its product MFS general substrate transporter. Gene Ontology annotation, molecular function: transmembrane transporter activity. The record is from RefSeq and is a predicted model, not a curated record. Bases 1 to 1557 code for a protein of 518 amino acids. The transcript has 3 exons. Lineage: Eukaryota; Fungi; Ascomycota; Sordariomycetes; Sordariales; Chaetomiaceae. Gene Ontology annotation, biological process: transmembrane transport.
AUGGAAUCGACGCACGAGCCGGCCGACCCCGUUGUCAGGGGCGUAUUGGCAACGGUAAGACAAUCAUGGCAUGACUUGUUCAUCUUUAAGCAGCGAGUUGUCGUGACAAACGAGCGCGGCGAGACAAGCACCGAGUGGGCGCGCCCAGUGCCGCUACGCAACCCCAUCAGCUUGCUCGCGCAGCUGUCCGGUCGCGGUUGGCUCUUUUUCCUCGUCGGCUUCGCCGCCUGGAGCGCCGACGCCUUCGAUUUCCACGCCCUCUCCAUCCAGCAGGUCAAGCUGGCCAAGUACUAUGGCACCACCAAGACCGAAGUCUCCACCGCCAUUACCCUCACUCUGCUGUUGAGGUCGCUCGGCGCCGCCAUAUUCGGACUUGCCGGUGACAAAUGGGGUCGCAAAUGGCCCAUGGUGCUCAACAUGAUAGUGCUGGGUGUGCUGCAGAUUGCCACCAUUUACAGCAGCACCUUUUCACAGUUUCUUGCCGUGCGCGCUUUGUUCGGCUUGUUUAUGGGCGGAGUCUACGGCAACGCCAUUGCCAUGGCGCUCGAGAACAGCCCUACCGAUGCCCGUGGUCUUAUGUCCGGUAUCCUCCAACAGGGGUACUCCUUCGGCUACGUCUGCGCCGCCUGCGCGAAUCUCGGCGUUGGCGGUUCCGAUGAUAGUUGGAAGACGGUCUUUUGGAUUGCGGCCGGCAUCUCCAUCGGUGUCGGCAUCAUACGCUGCUUCUUUCCCGAGUCCAAGCAGUUUAUCGAGGCCCGUAGGGCUGGAAAGGCGCGGGCCCAUCCCUCGGCCUUCUGGAAGGAAACCAAGAUGAUGCUUGGCCAAGAGUGGAAGAUGUGCGUCUACUGCGUCAUCCUCAUGACUUGGUUCAACUUUUACAGCCACACGUCUCAAGACAGCUACACAACCUUCAUGCUCACCCAAAAGGAACUCGACAACGAUGGCGCCAGCCGCGCCAGCAUCGUCAUGAAAGUCGGCGCCUGCGUGGGCGGCACCAUUCUGGGCUACAUCUCGCAGUGGCUCGGCCGCCGCCGCACCAUUAUUUUCGCCGCCAUUAUGAGCGGCCUGAUGAUCCCCGCCUGGAUCCUGCCCGAAGGCGAGCGCGGCCUGUCUGCCUCGGGUUUCUUCCUGCAGUUCUUCGUCCAGGGUGCUUGGGGCGUCAUCCCCAUCCAUCUCAACGAGCUCUCCCCGCCGGCGUUCCGCUCUUCGUUCCCUGGCCUGACGUACCAACUCGGCAACAUGAUCUCGUCGCCGUCGGCGCAGAUUGUCAAUGCCAUCGCGGAAAGCCACCUUGUCAACACUCGGUCGGGUCGCAGGGAGGAAGCGUACGGUCCGACCAUGGGGAUUGCCACGGCGAUUAUCGCCACGGGGAUUGUGGUGACCACGGCUUUUGGGCCUGAGAAGAGGGGGAGGGAGUUUGAAAAGACGCUGCCGGCGGGUAUGAAUGUUGUGCGGCAGGGCGGAAAGAUGAACGAUAUUGAGCGGGCCGACACGAGAGAGGCGAAGCCUGUGGUUGGGAAGGUGGAGCAUAGAAGGCAGGGAUUGGAGAAGGUAUGA